UAAAAAUAGUCAAGAUGUUCUUGAAUACAUCAACAAUGGAGGAAGACAACCUUGAAACCAAUCUACCCAAAUGUCAAGGAUCAGGAAGACAUAAUUACAUAUUUAUUGCAAUUCCAAUAGUUUAUAGCAUAAUAUUUGUUAUAGGAAUCUUUGGAAACAGUCUAGUUGUAAUUGUCAUUUAUUGCUACAUGAAAAUGAAGACGGUGGCCAGUGUCUUUUUAUUGAAUUUGGCAUUGGCUGAUUUGUGUUUUGUGAUCACAUUACCUCUAUGGGCAGCCUACACAGCUAUGCAUUACCACUGGCCAUUUGGCAAUCUAUUGUGCAAAUUUGCUUCAGCUGCAAUCACUUUAAACCUAUACACAAGUGUAUUCUUACUUACAUGCCUCAGUAUUGAUCGAUAUAUAGCCAUUGUCCAUCCAAUGAAAUCACGUGUUUGUCGCACAAUGAUGUUUGCCAGGCUAACAUGUGUUGGUAUAUGGCUCCUUGCAUUUGUGGCCAGCAUACCGAAUAUAAUCUAUCGCGAAAUAAUCUAUUUGGAAGAAGUAAACACAACAGUCUGCGGUUAUAAUUAUGUCAACAGCACUCUACUGGUCAGCAUGGGUUUAACAAAGAGUAUUGCUGGUUUCUUCCUUCCAUUUUUGAUCAUGUUAACUUGCUACACACUUAUUGGGAUGACACUGAAAAAAGCAUUAAAAGUUAAAAAAGGAAGGGGCAGGAAUGAUGAAAUUUUUAAGAUGAUUGUGGCCAUAGUGCUGGUUUUCUUCUUUUGUUGGAUUCCUCAUCAAAUUUUUAACAUUUUGGAUGUCUUGAAUCAGCUGAAAGUAAUUAAAAGCUGUCAAGCGAUUGAUAUAUUAGACACAGGUAUGCCCAUCACUAUCUGUAUUGCUUACUUCAACAGUUGCUUAAACCCUUUCCUUUAUGGCUUCUUUGGAAAAAAUUUCAGGAAACAUUUUCUUCAACUUUUAAAAUAUAUACCACCAAAACUAAGGACACAUGAAAGUAUCAACACAAAAAUGAGCACUCUGUCUUAUCGUCCAUCUGAGAAAAAUAGUUCUGCCAAAUGUAUUUUAAAAGGAUGUGAUAAUGAAGGACGUGUUGAGCAACAGGAACAAUGUAAAUAGACUUCAGAGACAAUUGUAUUGUACAAAAGAUGCAGCACCCUUAAAUUAAAUAAAGAAUUAGAUAUUGUUUUCAUACUAAAGCUUAAAGGGACAUAAUACUCAUAUGCUAAAUCACUUGAAACUGAUGCAGUAUAACUGUAAAA
Bombina bombina (fire-bellied toad) is the source of this 1264-nucleotide messenger RNA. RefSeq names its product angiotensin II receptor type 1 (gene AGTR1). Gene Ontology annotation, molecular function: angiotensin type II receptor activity. The record is from RefSeq and is a predicted model, not a curated record. Gene Ontology annotation, cellular component: membrane. The transcript has a single exon. Bases 15 to 1121 code for a protein of 368 amino acids. Gene Ontology annotation, biological process: immune response; G protein-coupled receptor signaling pathway; regulation of vasoconstriction. Lineage: Eukaryota; Metazoa; Chordata; Amphibia; Anura; Bombinatoridae.